UUUGAAGCUUUAGUCCCACCCACUUGAAGCUGGCUCUGACCUCCGUUUAUAACCCUAACCCUUUACACACUCGGAAUUUAUUUAGUUGUCUUCUCGCCUAUGAUAUAUUUAGCUGUGGGAGACGAUAACAUUAUAGUCAGAUCAACUGUCAGGCGUCAUCGCACGCGCGCGCGCACACAGAUCCUGUUGUAGUACUACUAUCUGCGCUGGUGCUGUAGCUGUGCGUGCGCGCGUGUGUGUUUGUGGAGUAGUUAAGUAACUGCGUGGCCUUAACACUGUAUGCACACAUAUAUCAGUCUAUAGCGUAACGAUUCGCAAUUUUAAAGCGUAAAUGGCCUCCGGAGCCGAGAGACCGGAGCUUGGAGACAGCGAACAGGAUGAAGAAGAUGUCUAUGAAGUGGAGAGGAUUAUUGACGUGAGGGUGGUGGAGGGAGAGGUGCUGUACCGGGUGAGAUGGAAGAACUAUUCAUCAGACGAUGACACCUGGGAGCCGGAAGCACACCUGGACGACUGCAGGGAGGUGUUGCUGGCUUAUAAGAAGGCCCUGUCUGAGAACAAGCCAAAAAAAGACCCUGCCAUGAAGCUACCCAUGAAGAGUGAUUUGUUUGAUGCUGACUCAGAGAGUGACAGUGAUAAGGAGAAACCCCUAGAAUCACCUAUUAAGAAGAAGAAGAAGAAAAAGAAGAAAGUGGAGGAAUCAGAAGAUGAGAUGCCCAUGAAGGAAAAGAAGAAAAAGAAAAAGAAGGAUAAAUGGAAGGAGGACAGACCUCUGCCAGCACCUGAAUCAGAUGAAGCGGAGGAGAGCAGGAAUCCUUCCCCUGUACCUCCAAAAAAAGAAACGAAGAAGAGGCUCAUUGAAUCAGAUGAAGAUGAUGAUUCCCCAGUUACUAUUAAGAAACAAAAGAAAAGCGACAAGGCUAAAGAUGGAAUAAAGCAGAAGAAAGAGUUUGCGGAGGACCGAAAGAAAAAGAAAGUCAAGUCCAAAAAAGAGAUUGAAUCCUCAGAUGAAGAGGGUGACAAGAGUGAUGUGCCCUCUGAGUCCCAUACGGAUGAUACGACGAACACGGAAACCCCUAAUGAUUCCUCGAAAAUGACGACGGCAAAAGCCAUGGACAAAUUUGCACGAAGUGAGAGUGGGGUGGAUCCCAAGCAGGUCAAGCACAAGAAGGGGAAGUCUGAUAUAAAGCUGCAAGGUUUCAAAGACCUAGUUCAUGAGAAGAAGCCUAAAAAAGAGGUCUCAACUGGCACACUCAAAGAGAGCGGUUUAAACAAGCUCAAGAGCCCCACUGGUGGCAAGAGCACCAGCAAGUCUUCUCGCAGUGAAGAGGAGCCCGACUCCAGCGACACGGGGGCAGCAACAUCCGCACCCAAGACAAAGGUCAAAAGCAAAGGGCAGGAAACGGCCCCACCUUCUCAGAGGCUGUCAUCUGCAUCUUUUUUCUCUUCCUCUACAGCCUCAGUGGACCCCAGCAAGCCCAAAGAGGAGGAGCCAAAAGAAGAUGGUGGGGAGAAGGGGGGUUCCUCCACUAACCUGUUUGAAAAGUUCCUGCUGAAUUGUGAGGCAAAAGACCGUGUUCCGAGGAGACAAGCGGAACAGAACAAGAAUGCAACUCCAAAGGCUGCAGGGAAAAAUGACAAGAAAUCCAAAUUCUCAAAGCAGUCUCCUGCACGAAAACCUGAUACAGAGAAGGCAAAAGAGAUGCCACGACCCGGUCAGAGUCCCGUCUCCAUGGAGACAGAUGAGAAACAGGGGACAUCUGAGACAGAUAAAAGUGAAAGAUCUGAUGGGCCACCUCCCAAGUCAAAAGAGGAAUUACUACGAGAGCAGAGAGAGGAAGAGCAAAGGAAGAGGAAAGAGAAGUUGGAAGAAGAAGAGAGGAAGAGGAAAGAAAGGAUUGAAGAAGAGGAGAGAAAGAAGAAAGAAAGAAUAGAGGAAGCCCAACGGGAGAGAAAAGCACGGAUGGAGGAGGCACAGAGACUUGCAGAGGAAGCCCGGCAAGAACGCCUGGAAAGGAAGACCAUGACUGAGCCAAUGGCAUCUCCUGACUCCACAGAAGAAUCCAGAUGGAAGGAUAAGAGGAGGAGAAGGAGGGAGGAUAGUGAAUCACGGGUCUUCACUGCCUGCGAUGACAAUCAGGACUCUCAGGAGCCCAUGGAGCGCUCAGACAAAACUCCUGACAGGGGACCGCCUUCUCUAAAUCUUGGGGUGGAGCUCAAGCUGGACUGGAUGACACUGGAGGACUUUCAGAAACACUUGAAUGGAGAGGAUGAAAAUCUCUCUCCACUAGCCCUAACUCCCACUGAGCUGCGAGAAGCAGUGAAAAAUGGGAAUUACCUGGCGGUGAAGCGUGCACUUAGUUCUAAAGAGGACUACAAUCUGGACCAGGAGGACUCUAGUGGAAUGUCUUUAACGCUGCUGGCUGCUGCAGGAGGUCAGGAUGACAUCCUCAGGCUGCUUAUUAAGAAAGGAGUGAAGGUCAACGCCAGGCAGAAGAACGGCACCACUGCCCUGAUGCAUGCUGCAGACAAGAACUUUUUGACAACAGUAGCCGUUCUUCUGGAGGCCGGAGCUUCUGUAAAUGCCCAAACUCUGGGUGGAGAGACAGCUCUCAUGAAGGCUUGUAAGAGGGGCAAUGCAGAGGUUGUGCGCCUCCUGCUGGAAUAUGGGGCUGACUGCAACAUACUGUCUAAACACAAGAACACUGCCUUGUAUUAUGCCAAAGUUAGCAACAACUUGAUGGUGUAUGAUCUCAUCAAAGACCACAUGCAAACGUUAUCAACUGUGGCAGAGGAGACAAUCAGAGCUUACUUUGAAACACGACUGGCCCUGCUGGAACCUGUGUUUCCUCUGGCCUGCCACAGACUGUGUGAGGGACCAGACUUUUCACUAGAGUUCAACUACAAACCCCCUCAGCACACACCCGGAGAAGGAUCUGGCAUCCUGCUGUUUAUCUUCCAUGCAAACUUCCUUAAUGAGAUCACAGCUAGGCUAUGCGGGCCCUGUAGUGUCCAUGCUGUCGUCCUGAAUGACAAGUUUCAGCUGCCCAUCUUCUUGGACAGCCAUUUCAUCUACUCUUUCAGUCCUGUUCAAGGAGCCAACAAACUGUUCAUCCGUCUGGCAGAGUCCCCUACAGCUAAGGUUAAACUCCUCAUUUGUGCAUAUAGAGUCCAGCUACAAUGAUGCUACAAUGAUGAUGUCCUCCUUCCAAGUUGAAGGUUACUGCAGAAGCUCCACCUCUCCAAGAACUGAGACUUUUCCUACACGUGUAAACCAAUAGUAACAUGACACAUGCCGAGCAGAAGACAGUUUAAGUUUAGAAACGGUUUUGUUUUACUAUGCGAAAAGAUAAGACUGAGAGACUCUAGUAUUAACAAGUCUGUAACAACAAAUGCCAGUGUGACUUUAAAUACAUGCUUGGUUAAGCGUUGCAAGUGUUUUAAUGAGUUGCUGGAGGUUCUCUGAUUUUGUCCAACAUGUUUUGGAGUAAAACUGCAUCACUUGUGAGGUCAGCAUGAAAUGUGGCAAAUUGGGCCUGUACCUAAGGGUCAUUUGUAAAUAUUGUUUGUAAAGUGUUCCUUUUAUUUUAUUUUAUUUUUUUAUUUUAAAUAGAAUAAUUUAUCACUCCAGAUUCACAUACUGUUCUGUUUUAUGUUUUGUACAUUUAACCCGGGCAAACACUUGUCUGGUGUGCUUUUGUCUGUGUUGCUUGUGCAGAGUGAUAGAGUAAGUGUGAGACUUUGACUGAGUGAGUGAAUGAAAGAAUGAACAGUUCUUGCUCCCCACCUGUUGCUUUGUGCUUGUAGGACCAUGACAAGACUGGACCUAAGUGUGACUUUGAUUACCAGAUAGGUACGCUCUAAACAUGCAAUUUUCCAUAUUUUUUCAGAGAAUGUUAUUAUUUUUUUAGAAAGCAGAUAGUAAUGGAGUGAAUCCUAAAUUUGACAAAGUAAAGCCAUUACCAUAGUAGGAAUGUAUGAUUAUAUGGGUUCUGGACUGUUUUAAGGGCUAGUGUGUGUUUGUAUUGAGAGGUGGAGCCACACAGCUUGAAGCCAUCCAACUAGGGGCUGAUCUAUGGAGCAUGUUUCUUAAAUGCUGAUUUUGGAUGAGAAAGGAUCCUGACUUUUUAUCAUCCUUGUUGUACCAUUUGUAUUGUUGGUUCAUGUUGCAGGUUGUACAUCAGCUCAGUAUAGUUUCUUUUAGCAGAUUUCACAUUACAGAGAUCAGUUAUGGCAUAACCAUUCAAUAUCAUAACAUAAGCACAUAAGCUCAGGUCACAUUGAUCACACAGGUCACAUGAGUGUAGUUUUCAUAAACUACAUAAAAUCAUUUAUGACUGAACUAAGAGUGAGAUUUGGGCUCAUCAAGAGUGGGCUCAUCCUGUUCUCUCUGGAUAGACCAUGCUUUGAACCAUGGUGAAGAGUUAUUUUAUUCUUCUGUUUUUCAUGGCCUACCUCUCUUUGUCCCUUCAUUGUACUAUUAAUGAAUGAGAGAAUGAUUGCUCAUUGAUUCACGUCCUCUUUGGACUACAGUAAAUAAACUACAUAUAUUUCCUAACAAU
This is a messenger RNA of Myxocyprinus asiaticus (Chinese sucker), 4559 nucleotides long. Its product is annotated as M-phase phosphoprotein 8-like. Gene Ontology annotation, molecular function: protein binding. The transcript has 14 exons. The record is from RefSeq and is a predicted model, not a curated record. Gene Ontology annotation, cellular component: nucleus; cytoplasm. The coding region runs from base 332 to 3181 and encodes 949 amino acids. Lineage: Eukaryota; Metazoa; Chordata; Actinopteri; Cypriniformes; Catostomidae.